AUGCGCCACUGGCGGCCUCGUCGAGCGCACCCACACAGUCGAAUCCUUUGGGUGUUUCUCUCUCUCUUCAACAUAUUUAUCUGCUAUGCUGCUACGGUCGCGCUUGGCGGAGAGGUUUCUGCACACGCAUACGACCGGUGCAACUCAUCCCUGAUGGCAACGGCUGGCUUCAACGACAGUGCCGCACAACAGUUUGUCUUUCAAACAGCACUAGAAUUGCUCUAUACCAGUUUCGCAUCAUCAGAGGCUGCAGCGAGCCUAGUGCGCCGUGGAUAUGCCCAUAAUGUCCUUGAGUAUGCGGCCAUGUUAGCGAUGAGGGGCAACGCUUCCGACUGUCCCUUCUUUCGCGAGCUGCUACGUGAAUACGGUACGGCCUUCGCUCGAAACCCCAAAGCUCUCGCCAGUGAUUUCUUCGCUGCAUUACCACUGGCGGCCGCUAUCCAUUACGGUCUCGAAAAUUCUUGGAUAACUGUGUCUGACCCUGGUCUCGACCCAGCAGUGAUCCGUGCGGUCUGUAAGCCGGACUGGACCCUGCGCGGUGCGCAGAAUCAAGCGAUGAUCAAGGCAGCCGGCACUGCGCUCUGUCUCGCGUCGAUCCCUUCCCAGAUUUUAGGCGGAUCAGCCACAACCACGUAUGCUGCGUAUAUCGAGGCAGUAUGGGAUGACUUUGCGGUACGCGCCCAAGGCGAUACCACCGAGAAUGCUCCGCAGUAUAACGUGAUAUUUCUCAGCGGUUUGUGGGUCCUGGUCAACCUGAACCAAACGAGGUGCGAUUGGCUACAAAAGUCUGCGAAUGCCUUCAACAUGUUCAUGGAUUUCGCGAACCAGGUGUCGCCCCUCGGUAUACUGCCGAGUUACGGCGACGACGGACUCGGGACGCCGCUCGUUUUCGCUGGCGACUGGGCCAGCGUGCUGGCGCUCGCUGCGAAGCUCUACGCCGGCCACGUAACCGGGAGUGGCGACAUGACUGCAGUGUCGCUCCUCGAGGCCGCGGCGUAUCGCGUCUGGCAGUUUCAAACUAGCGGGCCGCUCACAACCAAAGCUGGCAAUUCGGUUGGCGUUUUCCUCCAUCCUGUCCGCUCAACACAGCCGUUGUUUCACAUGGCGCUGCUAGCACACCCAACAUGGGCCGACUUGCGAGCAGGCGCUACUGCUGCUGUGGGCGCAAACAGCGCCGCAACCCGUGCAAUUGUGACAGCGCGCGUGCCUCAAACGCCCGACAAAGUCAUCGUUACCGCGACGGAUGGCUCCGAUGCCGGGAAUCAGUCCCUUUUCGCCUGUGCGAGUGUGUAUUCAUCGCCUUUCGCGUACCAUGCCCAUGCACAGCAACUGGGAACAAUGGCCAUGCUCUCGAUGAACGAUGCCGUACUUCUGUACGGCCUCGGCUACAAUAAUCGCCUCCAAAAUCAGUCAAAUACAAUGGUGCUCGUUCCGCGUCAACAACUAUCCAUGCCCAGUGUCAUGAAUGGCAUCUGGCAGAGCGCGAUGCUCCCGACCGAGAAUCUGGAGCCAUAUGUCGCCGGAAUGUCGUUUGAGACACUUGCAACAGGUCUUCUGUCCCUGCAGCAAACCGCGAGUUUGUUGCGCAACUUCAACCGGACUGUGACGUUUCGAGUGCAGUACCGAGGACCCGGAACCGGCAAGCUUACAGUGCGCAACCUGAGGCUCGUAUCAGGUGCCGGAGAGGAGCGCGCUGCACCACUGCUGGCCUCCACGGGCAUGCGCGGUGCGAGCGAUAACGGUGCAGAGGUCGCCUUCGAGAACUGCGGCGGUGAUGCGGUUGCCUUCAACACAUAUGCCCUGCGCAACGGCAGCGUCACCUUCAGCGUCACCGAAUACCCGUAUGUUGCUUUUGAUUGGAAGUUCGAGGUUUUUCCGAACACUGCUUGCGAGCCGGGAAAGCCACCGCCAGCUGGUGCCGGCAGUAUUACCGCACCUUCUUACACAUUGUUGAUCUUUCGGGCAUCGCCCUCGUCGCUAUUCGAUAUCAACGUGCUUACGGACCCGAUGCCUCGACCCCGAGACGUUGAGGCGGCGCCUAUGACAUCGCUAGGCGAAGCAGGAUCAAGCCCGUGGCAGGCAGCCGCUCGGUAUCGCAUACGCGGGUACGGCACAGCGGAUACUAUCUGGACCCGCGAGCUCUUUCUCUCGGCGAUUGCAGAGCGGACCCUCCUGGUCCGUGACACCGUCGAGUGCGGCGACGCGCUCCUCCAGAGAGGUUAUGCGUCGAUAGGACCUGUUUGGAACUUUCUCGGAACCGCUUACCAACUGAACUCAAGUGACCGUACCGUAUACAUACGGGGCUUUCCCAACGCUGUCACGAAAGUUGCUCACGACGACCGCCUGGUAGCCGAAGUGCGCGUGCGCUCCAACACAACAGCUCAACUACAAGUAUCGAACACGCAGCUCUUGUGGGCGAACGUUAGACCAGUAGUCGUUCGCGCUCAAGCUCCGAUCACGAGUUCGCAAAAGACGUUGCGUUUUGAAACGACCAUCCGCCUCGUUUCAGAGUCACCGGCUGGUGCGCUGUGGCACAAAUACCAAACACUCGACUUUUGA
This is a messenger RNA of Cyanidioschyzon merolae strain 10D, 2559 nucleotides long. RefSeq lists its product as hypothetical. The transcript has a single exon. The record is from RefSeq and is a predicted model, not a curated record. Lineage: Eukaryota; Rhodophyta; Bangiophyceae; Cyanidiales; Cyanidiaceae. The coding region runs from base 1 to 2559 and encodes 852 amino acids.